Mucor mucedo is the source of this 1434-nucleotide messenger RNA. RefSeq lists its product as uncharacterized. The transcript has 4 exons. NCBI's taxonomy places the organism in Eukaryota, Fungi, Mucoromycota, Mucoromycetes, Mucorales, Mucoraceae. Bases 42 to 1271 code for a protein of 409 amino acids. The record is from RefSeq and is a predicted model, not a curated record.
GGAAUAGUUCAGCGAUUGCUAAGGGUUUGACGGAGGAUGUGAUGACGAUUAUUAUGGAGAAUUUCGAAAUGUUUGAUAACAGAGUGAAACAAGGGAUUCUUUUAUCCACUAUGUAUAUGAGAAAAGGUGAUCUUUUAUCCCUGGGUGACGGUUUAAAUAAGGUUAUUCAAACAGCUCUAACUGAUAAAGAUGAUUUCGUCAGAACUACAGCAAACAUUCUCAAAUUCUACCCUGAUACGCAAGCCUUGGAUUUGAACAUUGAUAGCUGGUCUAAUGACUUUCAAUUAUUACUCGCUACUAUCGGCACUUCCAUCAAAAGCAACGGUUUCAACUUUCAUCCAUUGGAAGACAUGUUGUUGCAACCCGCAGCACGUACCACGCCCAACUAUGUUUCCCCUACCUACACUCACUGCACCUCCACCAACACCAGACACUUCUCCCUCAGUACCUCUCCCUCCGACAUCCUCUCUGCUGACGCCAGACACGCGCGUUUCAAAGAACUUGUUGAAACUGAAGAACGUUCUGAGCAAGCUGAAGCUCAAGCUGCUCAAGUCGUUGCUCAAAAGCGUGCUGGUGCUGAAUUUCAAAGUAAAAGCAAACGUGUAGUUUCUCCCACCAACAACCUCAACAACAAUUUCCCUUUCCCUCCUCCCUCAUCCGCUUCCGCACCAACUAUGGCAAGACCCUUUUCGUCUGUCCCCUCUGCUUCUGUUUCUUCCUUGUACACAAAGAGACCUGCCAGACCUUCCCCCUCUGCUGCUGCUGGCGGUGGCCUCUUUAUCAAACAACAAAAAUUGUCACAUCGUCCUGGAGCCACCAGACCCGCAUCCAGAGUUGCAGCACCUCAUCAAGUACCCAGGGGAUUGCAACGGGUUCAAAAGACUCAAAUGCUAGAUUUUGACGCUGCUACUGAAAUCGAGCAAAAUACUGCCAAUGCAUUCAAACAAGCACAAGAUGAAAUUAAGGCAAAAGCAGAUGCGAAAAAGGCAGAAGCGCUGGAAAAGAAGAUGAGAAUUGCAAAUGAUAAAAGGGAUCGUGAAGAAGCUAAGAAAGCUCAACGUAUUGCUGCCGCUACUGCUGUUGCUGCCAACGCUGCCGCUGCCGCCGCAGCAGCAGCUGCUGCGAAUGAAGCAUCGUUGCCCAAAUCACCUACUUCAGCACCCACAUCGCCCAAGUCACCAAAGAAAUCAUCAGACCAUGUAUUUGCUAUUCCUGCUUUACCUUCAAACAAAACCAAAACACCACCUACUGAAAAGCUCACCACGUUUUAAGAAAAAAGUUUGUUUUUUUUAGUCUCCUUGUAUAUAAUUCACUUUUUUGUUUCUAUUUCUCUUUUUUUUAUCUUUGCACUCACUCUUUGUUAUUUUGAAUAUAUACCUGGCAAAAGAGCUUAGCAUUCUUUUUUUCUUUCUAAUAAAAAAUUUUUGGUCAAUA